Molecule: messenger RNA, 1181 nt
Organism: Asparagus officinalis (garden asparagus)
Lineage: Eukaryota; Viridiplantae; Streptophyta; Magnoliopsida; Asparagales; Asparagaceae
Product: soluble inorganic pyrophosphatase 4-like
Exons: 10
Coding region: 16-873 (285 amino acids)
Biological process (GO): phosphate-containing compound metabolic process
Cellular component (GO): cytoplasm
Molecular function (GO): magnesium ion binding; inorganic diphosphate phosphatase activity
Source: RefSeq, a predicted model, not a curated record
UUUAGGUCCAUUCAGAUGGCCACCGGGGAAUCUUGCAAUAUGCGUUGUUUAUGCUUUCCGUUGAAAGCGCCAUUUGCGUUGAAGAGAAAGCGGGAACUCAAGUCCCACUUCGGUUUCUCUCUCUCUAGAUCCCUGUAUAUAUAUCCCCUGCAGUUGAUUUCUCAAGCAUCAAGUGCUCACUUUUGGGUAUUUUUUUUACUGUUCUUCGAUUCUUGCCUAAGCUUGAAGAUGUCUCCCCCUAGUGAUGAGUCAAACAAACCCGAUUCUCGCCAGCCACAUCCACCCCUUAAUGAAAGAAUACUUUCAUCCAUGUCUAGAAGGUCUGUGGCAGCACACCCCUGGCACGAUCUUGAGAUAGGUCCUGGAGCACCCCUCAUUUUCAAUUGUGUGGUGGAAAUUGGAAGAGGAAGCAAGGUCAAAUAUGAACUUGACAAGAAGACUGGGCUUAUAAAGGUGGAUCGGGUGCUUUACUCAUCAGUGGUGUACCCCCACAAUUAUGGUUUCAUCCCACGCACUCUUUGCGAGGAUAGUGAUCCUAUGGAUGUGUUAGUUCUCAUGCAGGAGCCAAUUCUGCCUGGAUGUUUUCUUCGCGCUAAAGCUAUAGGUCUCAUGCCUAUGAUUGAUCAGGGUGAGAAAGACGAUAAGAUUAUUGCUGUCUGUGCGGAUGAUCCUGAAUAUAGGCACUUCACUGAUAUCAAGGAACUCCCACCUCAUCGUUUAGCUGAAAUUAGGCGCUUUUUUGAAGACUAUAAGAAAAAUGAAAACAAGGAGGUUGCCGUGAAUGAUUUCUUACCUGCUGCUUCAGCUUAUGAAGCUAUACAACACUCCAUGGACCUCUAUGCAACCUACAUAGUGGAGAGCCUGAGGAGGUAGGAUAAUGACGAGAAAGCUGAAGCGGUUGAGUUCUCAGGUGCUUUUAUGUGGUAUUUUGUGUGCUCGUAUUUGAUUGAGUGUAUGGUUAUUAUAUACAAAGUCAACAGUAUUACUAGCUCGUUUGGCUUUUGCAAACAGUGCUUUGUUACCUCACAAUAUAGUCCUCUAAUCAAGUGGAUAUAGUAAAAUAUGCCUCGCUCUUCGCUCGUAUUUUAAUUCCAAUACUUGUCUUGGCUUCUCAGCUACGCUAGAGUGUAUUAUUGCCGACUCAACAUUAAUAUAUGUAGCAAAAGGGUGUUAACACUGUA